This is a messenger RNA of Rhodotorula toruloides NP11, 1035 nucleotides long. Its product is annotated as protein tyrosine kinase. Gene Ontology annotation, molecular function: protein kinase activity. Lineage: Eukaryota; Fungi; Basidiomycota; Microbotryomycetes; Sporidiobolales; Sporidiobolaceae. The transcript is spliced from 2 exons. The coding region runs from base 1 to 1035 and encodes 344 amino acids. The record is from RefSeq and is a predicted model, not a curated record. Gene Ontology annotation, biological process: protein phosphorylation.
AUGAUCAACCCGCGAACGCCUUUCGCACCCCGCACGAAUCGGCCUGUCGCCUCUUCACCCUCGUUCACCUCGUCCUCGAAACGGCCGUCGCUCUCUCAACAUCUUCCGUCUCCCUCUUUCGUUCGAACGAAUGGCGCACAUGUCGAUCCAGACAACCUGAGCUACUGUCGACUGCACGGACAGUUCGUCAAGCGGGUCACGUGGCGAGGAAAGGAGAUUCUCAUCAAGUACGGCGAAGAAGUGUUCUCGUCGGAGGCCGAGGUGAUGCGAUUGGUCAGGGAGGAUACAACUGUCCCUGUUCCUGCGGUGCUUGGUGUCGCUGUCGAUGCGGCAUCCGGCGAGACCUUUAUCUACGAAGAAUUAGUCGAUGCUCCGACCCUCGCCGACGCCUGGGACAGUCUCACCCCGGCCGAAAUCAAGAGCAUCACCUCCGACUUCUCGCGCUGCAUCGCGGAACUCGCCAAGAUCGACGUGCCCGCCAACGUCCUCCUCGGCAACUACAACAUGUCUCUACACGCCCGCGUCGCCGACUCGUGCCACGUCACACGCAGCUACCGUCCCGAACCGACCCUGCGCACACUGGUCAACUUCCGCGAAUGGAUCCGCUUCGAGAUCAACCGGCGCUCACACUCGCUCAACGAGCUGUCCAUCCCAGCUGAUAUCGAGCGCUUCCUCGCGCAAGGCGACAUCGGUCUCGUCCACGCCGACCUAAGCGCCGGGAACAUCCUCGUCAAGAGCGGACGCAUCGCCGCUAUCGUUGACUGGGCGGAGGCAGCAUGGUUGCCGCGCAUUGCUGAGGCGUACACGCUCGUCACCUAUCUCGAGCGACACCGCUGUGAAUGCCGGGCGGGGUUGCAGGCGCUUCUUGCGACCUUCAAUCUCGAUGCGGAGACGCUCGAGGGCUUCAAGAUUUUGAGUAAGGCGCUCACAGCCUACCCGAACAAGAACUUCCCCAUGCUGCGAGGCAAUGGCGGCGCUCCUCGAGGCGCUCAACAUAGAGAAGCGGACUCUCGAAGGCCUCGAAGAGGUGCUUGA